UGUGAAUCCUCCACUGCAAAUCGCUAAGUGGUCACGUGAUAUGGAAUCAACUUGGAAACUGCAGAUCCGACGCCAGUUGAAGAAAAGGGACAGAAUGCAAUUGGGAAACUACGGAAGCCUGGUGGAAUCAUAUGCUCAAUUACUGGGGGAGAAAUAUGAGGAUACACAGAUAAGACAAGGGAGAGAGAGUACAGAAGACAAAAAAGAUUCCACAAAGUCAGAAGAACCUUCAAUGUGUGACAGAUCUGUUAGUCAAAGAGCACUUCACAAUAUCUCCGACUGUGUGUCCUGCCAUGACUCACAACAAAUGAAAGAAGAGAUUGUAACAUUACAGCAUCAUCUGAGUCACGUUGAAAGUGAGUACCAAGCUCUCCUCACACGGUGGAUCGAGGAAAAAAAGAAAGAGGCAGAGAGAAUUAACUACAGGAAUGCAAAAGUAGAAAGGUACUGGCGGCUCCUUUGGAUAAAGGCACAACGUAACAAGACUCCGGUAGUGUCCAUAACCUCUGAUUUAUAAACUAAUACCUACAACAGCAGCCCUAUAGUUUAUGAAUAUUUUAAUCUGAAUCACAUUUUCCAUCCUUAGCUAUUACACAAGCAUCGUAUGUACCUCUCAUGCCCUUUUAACCAAAUAAUUAUGUCUCACCUACUCAAUAUGCAAGCGCACACACACAAUCAAACCACUUACAAAGAUGAAGGCAUCUAAGAAAGUGUUUUACAACAUCACUGUAUUACUUAUAACAAAUACUCUUCAGUACAAUAUUGUAUACAGAAAUCCAUAAGCAUAGGUUUUAGUUUAAUAAGAGCAAUUAUUUUACAGGAAGCAGAGUGGUCAAGUGAGGUCAUAAUUUGGGUUCAGAUGGAAUUAAGACCCAGCCUUCCUUCUUCCCAAUCUUGGUGAGGGCUGCAAUUGUCCCCAGGGCAAGGCAGGCAGUUGUCCCGGUCAUGUAGUUGUGGGCUGCAAUAAAAACAAUUAGAUUGACAUUUCAAUUUCAUCCCUCAUAACAUUUUUUUAUGUGCAGAUGAAAAGAAAAAAAAAGUGAAAUACUGUAGUUUUAUCUACUGCACCUAGAGAGAUUGGGUGGAACCUGCAACAUGCUACACAGGGAUUUUUUGAUCAGGGCAGGUGGUUAUUUAAAAGUCCCUAAAUGGCUACAGUAGAAAAUAAACUACAUUUCUUGGCCUUUUCAAGAGGUGUGUCCCUGGUCUACAAAAUAACACUUUCCUAACAAAAUUACAGUUUUAAGUCUUAAAAGUUAAAAAAAAAAAAAAUUACUAAAAUGUGCUAAACAUUAAAAAAUUAAAGACUCCAAUUAAUGCAGCUUAAUCCAGCUAAGUCUAUACAUGCUAUUAGUCUCCUGUAUUAAAGGGAUAUUCGUGGGUAAAAAAUAAAAUGCUCUGUUCCUUUCUUCUACUAUGUGUUUAGCUCUUCCAAAAGGGUUAAAUACAUAGACAAAGUUGUGCUCCUGUUGCACUCCAAAUAAGGAUACAGCUGGUAAGCAAAUCAGGAGGCGGCAUACAAGCAUAUCCUCCAAUGUCUGGCUGUAUCAUCAUCUGUAGCAGAAUGGGAGUAUAAUUUUAACUAUGUAUUUAAUCCUUAAAGAAAAAAAAUGCUUAAUAAAAUGCUGUUAGCAGAAGCUUUACUGUAGAAUUUCUAGUGAAUGAAUCCUGACCAGAAGUCUUUAGUUCUGCUUGCUCAGCAUAUACAUAUGAGUGCCAUUACAAAUACUCACUUUUGACACCUAGGAAGAUGCCUGAAGCACACCCUCCUACAAAAUAAUUAAAAGCAUCAUCUGGCUUCUCGCGAAUCUGGGCACUAAGACAGGUGGAAAUCCCAAAGAUUGCACCAAGAGUAGCUGAAAACAAACAAAGGAUUACGCGGAAAAUACGGGAAAACAAGAAAUAAAAUAUUAUGAAAACAUUCA
Messenger RNA from Bombina bombina (fire-bellied toad), 1925 nucleotides. RefSeq lists its product as uncharacterized. Bases 41 to 517 code for a protein of 158 amino acids. The record is from RefSeq and is a predicted model, not a curated record. The transcript has 5 exons. Lineage: Eukaryota; Metazoa; Chordata; Amphibia; Anura; Bombinatoridae.